Cyprinodon variegatus (sheepshead minnow) is the source of this 4489-nucleotide messenger RNA. RefSeq names its product Sp2 transcription factor (gene sp2). NCBI's taxonomy places the organism in Eukaryota, Metazoa, Chordata, Actinopteri, Cyprinodontiformes, Cyprinodontidae. The record is from RefSeq and is a predicted model, not a curated record. The transcript has 8 exons. Gene Ontology annotation, molecular function: RNA polymerase II cis-regulatory region sequence-specific DNA binding; DNA-binding transcription factor activity, RNA polymerase II-specific. The coding region runs from base 16 to 1911 and encodes 631 amino acids. Gene Ontology annotation, biological process: regulation of transcription by RNA polymerase II.
GUAUUACCACUACUGAUGACAAAUUUAGAAUACCUGAAUCUUAACCUUUUAUUUUUACUGGACAGCAAAACUGUGAUUGAGUCUCUCCCCUUAUAUGGGUACCUCUAUACUUAUAAUGAACAACACGACAGUAUGGCCACUGUUGCUGUUAGUCCGAGUGAAUACCUUCAGCCCUCCACUGCUUCUUCACAGCAGGACACCCAGCCUUCUCCUCUGGCCCUUCUGGCUGCUACUUGCAGUAAAAUCGGGCCCCCUGCUGCUCAGGCCCCGGUAACUUCUCCUCCCACUCAGCCGCAGCCUCGCAGGCUUCAGCCCAUAAAGCCGGCUCCCAUAGCACCAGCUCCACCCAAAAACCUGGGUUUCCUUUCAGCUAAGGGCAAUGUGAUCCAGCUCCCUGCUGGCUUGGGAACCUCAGCUCCCGGCAGUCCUAUUGUCCUUACGAUCCAACAGAGCCCGGCACGCACCAACACCGCCGGCCCUGCUAACAUCCAGUACCAGGUGAUGCCGCAAAUCCAGAUGAUGCCGCAGGGAGGUCAGAUCCAGCUCAUACCAGGCACUAACCAGGCCAUCAUUACCACUCCUAUGACUGUGCCAGCCCCAGCUGUCGCAGCUGCAACGCCGGUGACGCCGCAGAAGACCGUCGCCAUUAAACCCUCGCUCAAGGUACGGAAACCAAACAAUGUGGCGGCUAAUGUGAUGCAGCUGCCCGGCGGGCUCACGCUGCCCCUUAAUGUUGCAACCGGAGAGGUCGGCGGGUCUGCGGUCGUCACAGAGACGGCCGCGUCCCCUCCCACACCUGGAAAGGGACGGCGAGGGAGGAAGAGGAAAGUGGUUCCGCUGGCCGAACCUCCGCCAGCUCCUUCACCUCCGCCGGAGCAGAUGGAGACCAUUGUAAUUGAAGCUGGCGAUAACAUCAUACAGGCGGGGAACAAUUUGCUGAUUCUGCAAUCUCCUGGACAGCCAGCGAUGGUGCAACAGGUCCAGGUGGUGCAGCCUAAGACUGAUUCCCAGUUGAUCCAGAUCCCUCAGCAGGCAUUGAAAGUGGUGAAGGCUGCUUCUGCCACUUUGCCUCCUGUCCCACAGAAACAGCCCAUCACUCCGAGCCUGCAGGUGACCCCUCAGGAUCCAACACCGACCCAGAUCCUCUUCAAAACAGCGUCAGGGGAGUGGCAGUCAGUUCAACUGCAAGACUCCGGCUCCAAGGCAACAAGCCCUACAACCUCUGUUGCCCCAACCACCCCCACAUCACCACCUGCCAGCAGCAAGAGGACCCAGGCAGGGGCGCGAAAGGAGCGCACCCUGGCAAAGAUCGCCCCUGCGGGUGGAGUGAUGGCAUUCAACCAGUCGCAGUUGUCCUCUGCAUCUCAGGCAGUGCAGACGAUCAGUAUCAAUGGGGUCCAGGUCCAGGGAGUUCCUGUCACCAUCACCAAUGCAGGAGGUCAACAGCACUUAACAGUGCAGACGAUGCAUGGUGGAGGCCUCCAGCUGGCGACGGCGCAGGGCCAGCCUGCCAUCCAGAUGGACCAGACGCUGACGCUGGAGCUGCCCAGUCAGCCAGGGGAGAAAAAACGCCGCAUGGCCUGUACCUGCCCCAACUGUAAAGAUGCAGACAAAAGGCCCGGGGAGGUGGGGAAGAGGAGACACAUCUGCCAUGUUGCAGGCUGCGAGAAGACGUUCAGGAAAACAUCGCUGCUCAGAGCACACGUCCGCUUGCACACCGGGGAGAGGCCCUUUGUCUGCAACUGGGUUUUCUGCGGGAAACGUUUCACACGCAGCGACGAGCUGCAGAGGCAUGCCAGGACGCACACAGGAGACAAACGCUUCGAGUGCAAUCAGUGUAAGAAGCGCUUCAUGAGGAGCGACCACCUGACAAAGCAUUACAAAACUCACAUAAACACCAAGAACUUAUGAGCCCACUCUGAGAGGUUUUCCUUUUUCACUGAAACACCCACAGCUUUUCUACAGAAAACAGUCAUUAGACACAGGAGGUGCGAACGACUUAAAAACCAGGGAAACAUUUUCCAGAUGAAGCCCCAGAUUUUCCCCCUCUCACUCCUUCAGGACGAUCGUGCGGUUUUUCUACUCAGAAAUGCGACCAGGACGACUGCAGGCUGAAACUCACAACGUUACUUUUGUCAGUUUUAGUUGUUUACAGAUGUAUUUAUUUUUUCUGUUGGUUUGAAAAAAAAAGUCAGUUUGAAUGUGGGAAGGUGUGGCUUUAGAUAUGGAUCCUUUUUAGGUUUUAACACACAAACACAUCAAAUAACCUGGGGAAGAAGGACAAGAGACGUUAAGAUUCUUUUUACUUGCGAGGAGAGCAUCAUCGGGUAAAUCUCCCACCUCUCUGAUGCACUUCUGCUGUCUUCCCCGCUCUUUAUUGGAAAAAAGGGAGUCCAUAGUUACAUUAAAUCAUGCUGGAACUGUAAAGGAAGUUGUGGGGAGUAAGAUGCAUUCUGGCACCUGCAAAGGAAUACUUUCAUAAGAGUUUACUAAAAAUACAAAGAAUAAACAAGGUUAAUACGGGAUAAGAUAGAAUGAAAUAGCUCCAACAAUUCUCAACCAUUCAUCCUUACUGGGAACCAUUUAAUGACCAAAACACCAAUGGGGGACAUUGAUUAAAACACUGCCCCGAAAUAAAAUAUGCCUCUAGAAUUUUAACAUUGGUCACUAGAAAUAGACCAAGUAGAGCUUUAUGUAUGAAAAGCAGUUUUUUUUUUACAGGGCUGAUUCAAAGAAAAAAGCAUUAAAAAGGAGGACCACACCCACUCAUUUUCUGCUUUUAUUGAAUAUAUUAACAAUGACCUUUAAGAGAAAGUGUUUAAACCAAUUUAUUUUAAUAUUUUUUUUUAUUUAUUCCCCAAUGUGGGAUUGAAACAAGGAUCCAGGUACGGUUACGAUACUCGGGUUUCGUUACACUUGGUACGAUGAAAUCCCGCAAUUAUUUCCUUUUAUUUUUGGUCAGUUGUGUGAAUGUUAACGUCCUUCAUUUUUAUCUUUUAACAAACAUUUUUAGACCACAGGCAAGAAAAUCUGCCAGUGUUAGUUAAGGAUAGGCGGCUGCAGGCCGAUUCGCUCUUUUCCCUAAUCCAGCUCCCACCCCUUCACUCAUCCCUGUUAUGCCACUUUUUAAAAAUGUCAUAAUAUAUAUAUUUAUUUUGUUUCUCAUCAGAGUCGGACCUGUUGGCCCUUAUGUUGUGACUCCUUAUUCACAAAACAGAAUCAUCUCAUUUUAGUAUCAAUUAUCGGAUUAUUAAUCCAGCAUUUGCUUCCUUAAACAGCCUAUCUGAAGAAUACAGAACGUUUAAACUUCAGGCUCCAAAGUGGGAACAAACUGAAGCGUUUUUGGAACAAAACUUUUAAAAAACGACCUAGAAAUAAGACAGAAGAGGUAGAAAGACCGGCACCUACGACCCGUUUUAUCGUCUAUGUUGCUGUUAACAAAUAUAAACUUAUUAAUUGACAAUCCAGUCACGGAAUGCUAAGACAAUAGUCUGAGUUUUUGUUUUGCUUGUUUCCGAUCUACCAUAGUUUUAUUUAUUUUUGGCUUUUAUCUUUGAACACACGCUGUCCAGUUUUAAUGAUAGGAUAUGGUUUACAAACCUUUGGUUCAAUGGAUGCCAGUAAGGAUCAAAUGUUUAACAUAGCAGAAUUUUUAAAACGUUGACGGAUGGAUUUACCUUGCUAAUUAAUAAAGAGAAUAAAGAAGUCCCAGUAGAAGGUUUAUGCUGCAGGAAGCUCUGUGUUUCACAUGGGGGACAGACUUUGUCGUUUCAGUGGCCGACUUUUGGGGUAAUAUUGAAAGAAAAAAAUCAGAAUACAUUCAGGCGACAUGGGUGGAAAAAAAAGAUCUAUAUUUAUGUUUUUCAUGAAUUUGUAAAUACUGUGUUUUAUUUGUUGGAAUCAGUAAAUGUAGGAUAUUAAAAAAAAAGUUACGUAGGUAUUGGCUGGCCUCGGUCCGCCUGGAAGGAAGAAACCUUGUACAGUUUGUAAGUUAAAAUAUAUAUAUAUAUAAAUAAAUAAAUAUAUAUAUAUAUAUAUAUAUAGAAAUAUUGUAUAGAUUCAUUCCUGCUUUGUAUUAAAUGUUUGGAUUUUUUUUUUUUUUAACUGACAGAGAUGCCUUAGACAGCUGCGCCCAGUAUUUAACUGUUCUUUUCUGUCUGAUUCUGGUUAACAUUUGUAAAAACUUGCUUUGUGUUUCUACCUUACGUUGCAUAAUGUUAUGAGCACUGAUUGAACCGCUUAGGUUCUUGAUUUUGUAAAAUUAUUGCCGUUUUCAUCUUUUUUGGUUUUGUUAUUUCCAAAAUUCUGAUACUGCUGGUUCUCAAUUUCUGUAAAUGAACGAAUUCUUCAAACCUCACUUCCUGUUCUUUAGCCUCUUUGUAUGUUUGUCAGGAGAAUACAAAGAACCAGCAAAUAACCGUCUAUAUUAAAGGUGCUAACACAUAUUUGCUCCUUUUCUAUGGUCACCUCCUCAAUAAAAGUGCUCCAA